Rhipicephalus microplus (southern cattle tick) is the source of this 2759-nucleotide messenger RNA. RefSeq lists its product as uncharacterized. Gene Ontology annotation, biological process: regulation of synaptic transmission, cholinergic; sleep; positive regulation of voltage-gated potassium channel activity. The record is from RefSeq and is a predicted model, not a curated record. Lineage: Eukaryota; Metazoa; Arthropoda; Arachnida; Ixodida; Ixodidae.
GUUACUCGGCCGUUUAAUGGCGCCGUUUUCGCAGCUGUGUUCGCCGGCUACGCCUGCGUGCCCCUGGGUGUAAUUGUGUUGCCUGCCUUCGGUGGGGCUUCUCCCUCGAUAAGAGACCGGCGCACGAGGAAAGGGGACGGCAACGAGAGAGGAGAACAGGCUGAGAGUGGCGGGCCUUCGGACGACUCGGAUGAAAGAAAUGUAUCCCAUCGUAUCCUUCAUCACGCUGUGUGUCCUUGCAACAAACAGGGUGGCCCACGGUCUGGACUGUUUCAAGUGCGUCUCGCUCGACCAUGAAAACCCAGCUUGCGAGGACCCUUUUCACAACAACUACACUGCCGACCUGCUUGUGUCGCCCUGCAUGUCGUCACGAAAGAAUCGCAACGGGCUGUUCCCGGCCACCGCCUGCAUCAAGCUAAACGGUGUUUACGAGGAGACUGGGCAAACAAUGGUGGUGCGCAGCUGCGCGCUCGACAGUGGGACGCUGACCGUGGACACGGAGAUCGUUCGCAUGAGCCACUGCGGCGGCUUCUACUUCGAGGACCGCUACGUGCGGGGCUGCCUGCAGAGCUGCUUCGAGGACGCUUGCAACGCGGCCGGUGGCGGUCCACGCAGACGCCCGCUGCUCCUGAUGUCGGCGCUCUUCCUCGCCUCAGUCGCCGGGAUCGCGCUGGCGCGCUUAUAGGCGGCGACGGAUCGCGGAUUGAAGCCAUACCCAGGACUGUUGUUGUUCAUAUGCCACCACAUACCGCGUGUCGGCCACUGGUGUGUGUGCGCGCGCGUUUGUAUAUAUAAUUCAGCUUCAUGCGGGGGCUCCCGUACGACAAUAAGGGGGCCAUAAAACGAGCGGUUUUUGCAGGUAUACUCAUUGUAAUCGUAUAAAGUGCUUGCAAGAAUGUGUGCUUUCCAGUGCCGUCGGUGCUUGCCUUUACGCGUGUACGUUCUUGUUUUUGUUUUUCCCGUUACACACGUCUCAGCCUCCGACUGACGCAAUAGUCGCAUGUACUGACGCCUCUGUCGUUGCCAGGAAGCUGAAACGUGGCGGGGAGGUCAAUCAGUUGGGUAUUUUUUGGUUCGCUAGCCAUUUUAUAGACGCCAGAAGUGUAUUCUGCAUGGGUGGCUGCCACGCUACGCGUUCAAUAGCCUGUAACUUGCGUUAAGGCCAGUACCACAUCCUGAGCCUGUGAGGCGUGGCGGGUCAAACACUGCCACAUUUUGCCGGCUGUACAUCGGAGUCACUGAAAUACACCCUAUCAUAACAGUGAGCUUUUGUAAGAGCCACAACUACCGUAUCGAGUUUAUUUGCUUUACAGAUAAAAACGAAAAAAUUCAGGUUAUAGCAAAACUGAACAUCCGGCGGACGAGUUAUGUUACACCAAGCGAAUGAAGGUGCAGGGUUCAUAGUUUUUAGCCACACCGUUGAGUACAGUCUGCAUAUAUGACGUAAGACGUCGUUCCAAAGCACUUGCAUAGACAUGAAACGUACUUCAGACCUGUCACAAGGGGAGCGCUUACAUUUAGUUUAUAAAUGUAAGCGGUGCCUAGCUGUAACAAAGGCCCUAUAUUGAACAGGACCACGCAAACUCGGCCAAGUAAAAUGCAGCGAACAUAAAAGAAGUUAUACUGUAGGAAGCACUAAAAAUAAACUAAAAAUCGUGCGAAAAAACUUCAAAGUGCCGCUCCCACCAUGCAAUGAAAACUUGUCUCCUCUCGGUUGCAGUGCGAGUUAUUAGCCGUUCAUCUUUAGGCGUUCAUGAAGGCAGGAAGGAAGACUAAACUUCAAGUCACACUGUCACGCAGUUCUCGAACUUUGUUUGAGUUGUGCACCAUCGCUGUACAAAUACCCCCUAGUAACGGCAUCGUCCCAAUAUAUUUCAGACGGCAUUGUAGAGAGCAGUUGUACCAAGAGAACUGAAGUAUGAAGCUGUGCGGACAAUUCCCGCGGGCUCAGGACAGCCGCUUUAGUCAUACAAAUUAACUUUGACAUCUAAUUGCUGUUAGCUGUUUUUGUUCAUGGGGGCGACAUUGUUGUUCCUGGACAUAUUUUACUGUUUGAAUGACUGUGGAGAAACAAUUGUUCUAACAGAAACAAGUAUGGACCUGUAAACGAAGCCAGUCGGAGAAUAUCACUGCAAAGCAAUUUUUUUCCUCGCUUCUCCGGAAUUGGUCAGUGACUAUACUAUCUCUGUUCAAACCGUAAGGUAUUUCACCCAAAAUAUACGGCGCUAUGGCUGGCCGCUUCUAUUCAAGAUAUGAACCAAGGAAAACGUCAUCUUCCGUCGCAUAUUCGCGGCUGCCCUACGCCAAUUAGCGUCUAAGGCCCUAGAUAGCAUGUUUAGUGCCACGAGAAAACGACGAAGACGGGAAAUGAAAGAAAAGAAGGGGCACGUUUUUUUCUCCAUCUUCAUCGUUCUCGCGCUGCACUAAAUAUACUACCUUACCAAGUAGCCCAACUUUUAACACCAUUGCUCUACAUAAACUGCGUUGGCGAGAUGAAACUCCUACAUAUUGUUACGUGGACAUACGUGUAGCUGCCUGCGUUGUAAAUGACAUUAAACCCUUUCAUUAAUACUAGAAUUAUUAAGUGAUUGGCGACUCCAAUAAAGUAAUCGCUACAAACUAGCCAACAAAUUCUUUCUUAUAGUAGAUUAAUCAUGUGACCGUAUAGGUGAACACCUCAAGUACACUUCCUAAGGAAGUUACUUCUUUUUUGUUUCCUCAGUCCCUACAUUCUUUCGCGAUAAAUAUUUAUUAGGAGA